ACAGGAUCCAGCUGAGUGGGAAAGUAGGCCGGAAGGAAGGGAGUCGUUUCUUUGUUGAGUGUUUUUGUGCGGAGCGACGGUCGGUGUAAUAUCCUGGGUGAGAUUGGGGAACGGGCACUUGCCUGUAUAUGCAUCGUACAUGUGGGCACGUAGAGGCGCCCAUUACGCCGAUUGCUGUGGGCCACACCAGGCCCCGACCCCGGCUGCUUGCCAAUGGAUCCCUGGAGAAAUGAGUGGGUAGUCGGCAGCGACCACUAGUCUCUUCGCCAGCUGAGCGCUGACACGGCGCUCGGACGCUAAAGACUGUUAACCGCUUGUCUAAACAUUCUCGUAUUUUCCCUAUAUUUGCUUUUCCUGUCUUAAAAAAACCCGAGUUUGCUCGACGCUUUAUUCCCAUCUUCGGACUUCGGAAGAAAAGUUAACAGGAUCCUGAAUUCCCUGAACUUUUUGGAUGCCAUGGUGGGCCUGUUCUAUUACGAGAAUGUCGGGAAAAACUGCCGGAAGAUCCUGCAGUACGAAGGCCGUCCCAGCAAGAUACUCUUGUUCCCGGACGAGAACGGAUUAGCGUCCGGAGUGAAGAAGCACUGGCUACUGAAGACGGUGUGGUGGAGUAAACGCUACUGCAAGAUCAUCGAGGUCAUCGGCGGGGUGCAGCGAAGAGAGACCCGCGGACGCUUGUACAACUAUCCGGCCUGGGGCGUCAUGGUCAUCGUGGGGAAGUUUGCCGGGAAGGCGGAGGAGAUGCCGGAUUUCUGUGUGCGGCUCAGCUCGGAGGUGUCGCGGGAAGAUUUCCGUGCCGGUUAUUCCAUGAGCGGUGUCCUGGAGCAAGGUGAUUUCAGCCAGGGCGUGGCCUAUCUCACGCACUAUGCCAUGAUUAAACGCCGCGAUGUCGUCUAAGUGCCACGCCCCGCCCCAGUUGCUGACGUCACGCGUAUAUACAAUUCUCGGUGUAUAAUUCAGCUAUUAUACCAAAAGUAUAUUUGCUCAUUUUGUUAAUCAGUCGCAUGCUGUUUAUAAAUAAUUCUACGCUAUGCCGCCACUGCUUGCAAUGCUUCCUUCAACAGUAUGAAAAUAACUUUUAUAAUAAAAAGCGCGCCAUCUCGAUAAUAAAU
This is a messenger RNA of Paramacrobiotus metropolitanus, 1112 nucleotides long. RefSeq lists its product as uncharacterized. NCBI's taxonomy places the organism in Eukaryota, Metazoa, Tardigrada, Eutardigrada, Parachela, Macrobiotidae. The coding region runs from base 457 to 897 and encodes 146 amino acids. The record is from RefSeq and is a predicted model, not a curated record. The transcript has 3 exons.